AUGGACCCCCAAGAGGUUGACGGCUGGAUCGCGCAGCUUGGGCAAUGCAAGCAACUCAGUGAACCCGAUGUGAAGCGUCUCUGUGAAAAGACACGAGAAAUAUUAAUGGAGGAGAGUAAUGUGCAGCCAGUGCGGUGUCCAGUCACAGUGUGUGGUGAUAUCCACGGCCAAUUCCACGACCUUUCAGAGCUUUUCCGGAUUGGUGGCAACUCUCCCGACACCAACUACUUAUUCAUGGGGGACUAUGUUGACCGAGGGUACUAUUCGGUAGAGACAGUAACUCUUCUUGUGACCCUCAAGCUACGAUACCGUGAUCGCGUGACUAUUCUACGAGGAAACCACGAGUCCCGUCAGAUUACACAGGUGUAUGGUUUCUAUGACGAGUGCUUGCGCAAGUACGGCAAUGCCAACGUCUGGAAAUACUUCACCGACCUAUUCGAUUUCUUGCCCCUCACCGCCCUUAUUGAUAACCAAAUUUUCUGUCUUCACGGCGGCCUUUCGCCUUCCAUUGAUACCCUUGACCACGUGCGAGGAAUCGAUCGCGUACAAGAGGUGCCACAUGAGGGGCCCAUGUGUGAUCUCCUUUGGUCUGAUCCCGAUGACCGCUGUGGUUGGGGUAUAUCUCCCCGUGGAGCUGGAUAUACUUUCGGUCAAGAUAUCAGUGAGGCUUUCAACCACAACAAUGGCUUGACCUUGGUGGCAAGGGCCCACCAACUUGUCAUGGAGGGCUACAACUGGAGUCAGGACCGAAAUGUAGUUACCAUCUUCAGUGCGCCUAACUAUUGCUAUCGCUGCGGAAAUCAAGCGGCAAUCAUGGAAAUCGACGAGAAAUUAUCGUACACAUUCCUUCAAUUCGACCCUGCACCUCGUGCCGGAGAACCUUUGGUGUCGAGACGAGUUCCAGACUAUUUCCUGGGAUGGGGCCUAUAUCAUAUGGUGAUGCAUGUGGUCAGUGAAAAGGAUGUAUGGAAAGUCAAGGUCAAUGUGGGAAUUGGGGAUAUUACUCAACGAAAGGAUAAAACCCCCACCUCGAGCACUGUGUCCCUCAUAUCACACCCACAAAAACCUGAUUUCUCAGCCGCGCUCGAGCAGCUUUUAUCCAAGUACGGAUUCACAGGUGCUCCUACACGGGCACAAGUUAUCGACGUCCCUUCAGAUCUACCAACUAAACGUAAAACAAGGCGCUGGUCCACUUUCUUCUCGCGUCAUAAACCAUCUGCUAGUGGUAGUGAACACUAUUUGAACUCGACUUCGAACCCUGGCCAAGAGCCAACAACAACCGCGGACGUCGGAGGGCUGAUGGGCAGGUAUGGUGCUUCCGUACAUGUUUCAAACACCCUUUGA
Molecule: messenger RNA, 1344 nt
Organism: Rhizoctonia solani
Lineage: Eukaryota; Fungi; Basidiomycota; Agaricomycetes; Cantharellales; Ceratobasidiaceae
Product: protein phosphatase 2 (formerly 2A), catalytic subunit
Exons: 8
Coding region: 1-1344 (447 amino acids)
Biological process (GO): peptidyl-serine dephosphorylation; mitotic cell cycle
Cellular component (GO): cytosol
Molecular function (GO): protein serine/threonine phosphatase activity
Source: RefSeq, a predicted model, not a curated record